AUGUUCAUUGAAGCGAUAAUAUUUUUAGUGACUGCGAUAGUAACUUAUGUGUUAUAUACGCAUAAUCGUUUAAAAAACUAUUUCGAUGCUCGCGGAAUUAAGUAUGAUCCCGGUGUGCCCUUGUUGGGGAAUACCUGUGGAAGUACAUUUAAGAAGAAACAUAUUACCGAAGAUAUCGAUGCGAUUUAUAAACAGUUUCCAAAUGAAAAAUAUGUUGGUUACUUGGAAGGUUUGAGACCGAUUAUUCUAAUAAGAGACCCAGAACUCAUAAAAGCAAUAACGGUGAAAGAUUUUGACCAUUUUGUCGAUCACAAGGAGUUUGUACCCGUUGAAGUGGAGCCACUUUUCGGCGACAGCCUUUUUGGAAUGAAAGGCGAUAGAUGGCGUGAUAUGAGGACCACCUUGAGCCCAGCAUUCACCAGCUCGAAGAUGAGACGAAUGAUGCCUUUUAUGAACGAAAUUAGUGCUAAUAUUGUGGAGUAUGUAAAAGAUCACAUAAAUGAAGAUACAAACAUUGACGAUUUGAUCCGAAGAUAUACAAACGAUGUAAUAGCUUCAACAGCUUUUGGACUCACUGUAAAUUCUCUUAAAGAUAAGGAAAACGAAUUUUAUAAAACCGGUCAAGAUUUGUUCAAUUUUCCGUUUCUGAGGCGCGUCGUGUUUAUCAUUACUUUUCUCUUUCCUGCUGUGGCAAAGACCAUGGGCGUGUCGAUGUUCAAUCCAAAAAAUAUGUCAUUCUUUAUGAAUAUAGUGUCAAGUACUAUGGAACAUAGAGAGAAGAAUAAGAUUGAAAGACCGGAUAUGAUUCAGUUGUUGAUGGAAGCUGCUAAAGGAAAGCUUAAAGUUGACAAAGAAGCUAGCGACGAAUUACCAACUGAAUUUGAUUUGAAGUCCAAAACAGUUAGUAGAGAAUGGUCUCAAUCGGAAUUGGCUGGUCAAGUAUUUAUAUUCUUUGCUGCCGGUUUUGAAAGCUCAGCAUCAACAUUAGUCAUGCUGCUACAUGAAUUGGCCUUGAAUGAUGAAAUCCAGGAAAAGUUGUCUCAAGAAAUUAAAGACUUUAAGGAGAAACAUGGCAAUUUGACAUAUGAUAGAAUAAGCGAUUUGAAGUAUUUGGACUGCGUCUUAAAUGAAGCGUUACGAAAAUGGUCAGUAGCUAUUGUCGCAGACCGAGUCUGCACGAAAAAGUACGAGUUGCCUCCACCAAGAGAUGGGGGAAUACCAUGCAAGUUGGACAUCAAUAGCAUCGUGUACUGCCCAGUGAAUUCCCUCCACUGGGAUCCUGAACACUUCCCAAAUCCUCAAACUUUCGACCCUGAGAGGUUUUCAGAAGAAAACAAACAGAAUAUUAAGCCUUUCACAUAUAUGCCAUUUGGAGUUGGACCGAGAACUUGUAUUGGAAUCCGGUUUGCUUUGAUGGAAUUGAAAGUCCUGCUGUAUCACUUGGUUGACCAAUUCAAGAUAGUGAAGUGCGACAAGACUGCCGACCCACCGGAAUUGGCCCCCGAAGACGUUAAAAUUAUGGCUAAGGGAGGCAGUUGGGCUAAGUUUGAAAUUAGGAAAUAG
This is a messenger RNA of Leptosia nina, 1563 nucleotides long. Lineage: Eukaryota; Metazoa; Arthropoda; Insecta; Lepidoptera; Pieridae. The record is from the annotation of a GenBank genome assembly.